Molecule: messenger RNA, 1446 nt
Organism: Pseudonaja textilis
Lineage: Eukaryota; Metazoa; Chordata; Lepidosauria; Squamata; Elapidae
Gene: SLC35B4
Product: solute carrier family 35 member B4
Biological process (GO): UDP-N-acetylglucosamine transmembrane transport
Cellular component (GO): Golgi membrane; endoplasmic reticulum membrane
Molecular function (GO): UDP-xylose transmembrane transporter activity; UDP-N-acetylglucosamine transmembrane transporter activity
Source: RefSeq, a predicted model, not a curated record
GCGGGGAUGCCGCUGAAGAACUACAGCGGCAGAGGGCGGGCGAAGCGGGGCCGGAGCAGGAAGCGUGGGCGCCGCUCAAGGUGCCGGCUUGGAGCUUGCGGGCGCCCCGGUGCUCUUUGCUGGCCAGGAUGCGCCCGUCUCUGGCGGUGGGGCUGGUCUUCGCGGGAUGCUGCAGCAACGUGGUUUUCCUGGAGCUGCUGAUCCGGGAAUUUCCAGGAAGCGGGAAUUUGAUCACGUUCUCCCAGUUCUUCUUUAUAGCUUUGGAAGGUUUCGUCUUCGAAGCAAACUUUGGAAGGAAACCGCCCACAAUUCCCAUCAGGUUCUACCUCAUUAUGGUGGGCAUGUUUUUCACAGUCAGUGUGGUGAACAACUAUGCCCUCAACCUGAACAUCGCGAUGCCCCUGCAUAUGAUAUUUAGAUCGGGCUCUUUGAUAGCCAGCAUGGCACUAGGGAUUAUCAUUCUGAAGAAAAGGUACACCGUCUCCAAAUACAUCUCUAUCGCUUUGGUCUCUCUGGGCAUUUUCACCUGUACUCUCAUGUCAGCCAAAGAACUGAGCUCUGUGUCGGGUUCGAGUGAAGAUGAGGAGAGCAUCUCUGCCUUUCUCUGGUGGCUUCUAGGAAUUGCGGCCUUGACCUUUGCUCUCCUCAUGUCCGCCCUGAUGGGGAUCUUCCAGGAAACCAUCUAUAAGAAGUUUGGAAAACACUCAAAGGAAGCGCUCUUCUACAAUCACGCCCUUCCUCUUCCGGGGUUUCUCUUUCUGGCUCCAGAUAUUUACAGGCAUGGACUUCUCUUCAGUCAAACUAGACUCGUCCAAGUGCCGUUGGUUGGGCUCAACCUACCCAUCAUGUGGUUUUAUCUCAUGAUGAACGUCAUAACUCAAUACAUCUGCAUCCGAGGAGUCUUCAUCUUGACCACCGAGUGCACCUCCUUAACCGUCACGCUGGUCGUGACGCUGAGGAAGUUUGUCAGCCUCAUCUUUUCCAUCCUCUACUUCCAGAACUCUUUCACCACCUGGCAUUGGCUGGGCACCGUCUUGGUCUUCGUGGGGAUGCUCUUGUACACGGAAGUGUGGAAAAAUCUGGGAUUCGCCUGGCCUUGCGGACCCCGGAAGGCGGAGAAGAAGCAGGAAUGAUGGAGGGAGAAGGCUUCCCGUCGGAUGGACGUUGUCGCGUCCUUCGGGUGGACCAAGGGGCCCCAGGUUCUUCGCCGGGCAGGCCGGGAAGGUUGAAUUUUUGUAACACAACAGUCGCAACUCUUGGCUGGGCCAAGCUGGGCUGCACCUCCCUUGGAGAAGGGGAAAUACGGUUUUGCGUGUCUUUGGGUUGUUGCGGUGUGAAUGAUAAGCUGGUUUCUUUGACUGAAGAGGAAUCUGAUCCGUGGUUUGGUGGUUCCUUCGACUCCAUUAAUUGGGCAAUUUUGCCCCCAAAGUUUGCAAGAAACAACCC